Messenger RNA from Myxocyprinus asiaticus (Chinese sucker), 8379 nucleotides. RefSeq names its product vesicle transport protein SEC20-like. The transcript is spliced from 6 exons. Gene Ontology annotation, biological process: retrograde vesicle-mediated transport, Golgi to endoplasmic reticulum. The coding region runs from base 6744 to 7481 and encodes 245 amino acids. Gene Ontology annotation, cellular component: endoplasmic reticulum; SNARE complex. Lineage: Eukaryota; Metazoa; Chordata; Actinopteri; Cypriniformes; Catostomidae. The record is from RefSeq and is a predicted model, not a curated record. Gene Ontology annotation, molecular function: SNAP receptor activity.
UAUGUGUAUGUAUAUAUAUAUAUAUUUAUGUAUAGUAAGUUCUAUAUUACAUGGAAGAAAGCAUAAGCACUUUGUCUAGACAAAAAGAAAAAACAAAACAAAAAAAGCUUUUUUUUUUCCCCACUUCCAGUUGCUGCUUAACCGACCUCGUUUGAAUGCUGCGAUGUGUACUUGACUUUUACUAUCUUGACCAGGGCAGUGUGACAGAAAGGUGUUGAAUGGAGACAGUCUGUGUCUCAAUGAGUAGUGAGGACUCUGACGUCACAAUCUUCAUUUGCCUUCAGUAGACAUUUCCUAUGGAAAAAUACAAAUUCUGCUUUGGAUUUUUCUUCAGGUCGAUGUACAGUGUUGACACAUUCUCUCUGGCCAGAGAUGGGUAUUGUUGUCAUUGAUUUUUUUUAAAUAAUUUUUUACUUACUGGGGGAAAUCUGAGGUAUUCGAGACAGUAACUCAGAAAAAAGAAAAAGAAAAUAUAUAUCUAUAUAUCUAUAUCGAUGUACUGUAAGGCAGUUCCAUUUGCCAUGGGGAAUCAAUUGGACAGAGGUUUUCUUUCUAAUUUUUAAUUUUAGUUCUGUUUUUGUAAAACCCAUCCAUUCUCAAAAGACAGAAAAGCUACAAAGCCAUUCGUUGUGGUGGCAAAGACUGGCCUUUCUUGUGCCAUCUACAGCUUUCAAAGCAUUUUGUUAUGGAAUUAGCCUAAAGAGACGAUUGUUCUGUACAGUAACUUGAUGGCAAGUGACAAUGAGCAUAUAGAAAUGGAAAUGCAUGUUGUCCUUCUGUCGGUGGCCUGCUGUAUUGAGAGCUUUUAUUAGAUAUUGUAGUAUGCUGUUGCAAGCUCUCACAUUCAACAUGGUAGUGAGCUGUGCGAUGUAGUGUUUUAACCAGGGGACUCUGUGGCAUUCAAGCAGUUAUGGAAAAGGUUGCUAUUUAAAGCCAGUAUUUUUAUCGUAUUUCGUUUUCUUUUUCUGCUGCUUAUGUUUUAUAUAGAGAUAUUUUAAAAAAACAUAUGCACACACACACACACACACACACACACACAUGCUUAAACAUUUAUAAAAGUGUGUUUGUUUAGCUAAAUAUAGCUUUAUUUAACAUUAACAUCCAUAAUAGGCUCUCAAAAUCACAGUGUAAUCUGACAUAAAAUGCAUAUUCCAUAAUUUUGUAUCAUAUUACUUUUUCAAAGGGAAAUAAUGUAGCUUUGUGUUUUUAAAAUAUUUGCGUGGUCUUUUGGUUUAAUUAUUACAUGUACAUUUUCUUAUUAUGUGCAUUAUUAUUUAGAGAUACCCAAACCAUGAUAUGCUAUUUCUCUCAAAAUACAUCAAAUGUAUUCUGAAAAAAAAGAGUAAGCUAGCUAUUAAAUCCAUUCUUUAAUUUGUUUUUAUUGUCUGCAUAUUGUUGAUAAUUCAAUCGUUUUGGAUGCAAAGCUGCUAAAUCUUUGUAAAAUUGUAUAGAGAAUCAGACACCAUUCCCUGUUACUUUUAGCAUAUGCAUACACCAUUCAAAAGCUACAAGAAACAUUUAUUUAACUAAUAUUUAUCAAGAGAUGCCACAAUCUUUAUACCGCAAAUUCAUCCAAUACAUUUGGAUCUCAGUGAGUAACUUGCCUUCAAUUUGUCCAAAAAUGGCUACAGUAUAUAUUCAAGAGGAAUCAAACAAGCAUUUACACCUUUCCUUGUCAGUUAUAUGGUUCAAGUUAUGCCUGUUUGUGUAGAUAUGUGUUCGAUGUAUAUAAGAAAGAUUAAUCUUAUUGGUGCACUAUGCAGGUUUUACUCUGUAGUAUGACAGGAUGUUGCUUUAGUUUACAGCACUUCUAUUUUUUUUAACAAUUGUACCUGAUUGAUGGUUAUUGGACAAGUGGAUUUUAAAAUUGGUUCUUAUAGAUGGUCAUAUACCACAUGGUGACUAAGCUGAAAAAUCUUUUGAUAUUUUGAUAAGCAUUUCACGGAAGGCGGCCUGUCUUAUUGUUGCUAAAUAAACAUGCUCUUUCCAAUGUAUGUAACCUAUUGAAUGUUGUAUUUUGGUUUCUUUUUUGGUUUCCUUUUUGUCUCGAUGUUUAAUGGACCUUUACGAAGCAUUCUACCACUCUGUGCAUUUUGUUACUCUGUAUCUUGUGUAAUUGUUUAAACUUGAGUGUUCUUUAAAAGUAGAUUCACAUACAGACUGUAGUUUGACCAUCAGAAACUGUCACGCUUGCAUAAUGAUGAUUUUAGGUUAAGUCUGAACUAAAAACAUGCAUUCCUUCAUACCAUGACUCUAAACUUACCAUUUUGCUUCUAAAUGUUCCAUUAACACAUCUAUAUGCUGUUGUCAUCCCUUUUGAUGGUAAUAUUUGAAACCAUUGAUGCAGCACCAUGGAGCUUGCAUAUACAUGGCAUGAUUGUCAUGCAUGCUAAACCUUGCUAAAUUGAUAUUGUAAAGUGCAACUGACUAUUCAUGGAGCUUUUGCGGUGGACUUUGAGGCAGAAGAAUUCUUUAUUUGAACCAAUGAGCACAAAUGGGAAAAUAAAUGUUUUAUAUGUGUCGCACAUACUUUGAUUACACUCUGUACCAUCUGCAAGUACAAAAAGCUGAAAUGACCCGCAUUGCACUUGGUUUUACAAAAUUGUUUAUUUUUUCCAAUGUUAUUUUUGAAACGAUGCCUGCAGAAUCAGGUGCCUUAUUCAAACAUGAAAAUCCAAACUUGACCUAUUGACCUUUUUUAUUGCAAAGAGAUUUUCGCCCAAUAUGCCAAGAAUUAAAACACGAGUCCCCCCCCCCCCCCCCUUUUGUUUUUUUUUUUGCUGUGUUGCGCAGUGAGCUUGCUUCAGGUGAAAACUGUUGCUGCUUUGCCCUCCUACAGUUUUCAUUUAAAGAUGAAUGUAGUCUUCCUUCAGUGGAGUUCAGUAUGAUUAAACAAGUCAACACAUUGAGACAAUAUCCCAUACAUUUUGGUUGAAAGACUAUCCAAAGAGUGCUGCAAUCAUAGACUCAUUUAAAAAUGUUUAUAUCAUCAAUAUCUAUAUGUAUUUCAAGCAUUUUCUUUUUGUCUUGAGAUUUGUUUGUAUUUAUGCUCAAAACAGUAGGUUCUUGCACAAGUUUGAAUUGUCUCUGCCUUUGUUCCUCUUUUUUUAACUUGUACUUGCCAUACAUCCUUUCCAUACUAUCUCAACUGUGAUGUUUUCUAGUAGAAGCAGGUUAUUCCAUUUUAACAUGAUGCUUUGUAAAAUGUAUCUGAGAUAACUGAAACCCAGUGGUGAAUAAGGUGUUUCUACACAAGCCCUCAGAGUGGAAGAUGCUUUGCAAAAACAAUGUUGAACCUUGUCAAGAUUGUGUCCCCUCACCAAUGCUCAAGAUUAUUGUGCCUCCUGAUUCCUCUGGUUCUACUGUUCCUCAUAUUGCUGGCUAUGACUUUUCUUGGAGCAGAGUCACUCAUCAACAAACAAAAAUGGCCUUCAGCGGUUGUUCUCCAAUGAACAUAAUCAAGGUUUUCCAAAAAACACAAAAAUGACACAAGCAGAUGUGCGCAUUGUUCAACCUCAAGAUCGAUCUGUGAUGGAAUUUGGUCAUGGAGUGUGGGAAGUCAUCUGUCGGUGGCAUGGCAAACCACUCACGGAUAAGCAAAGCAGCGAUGUUCCUCUUCAUUUUUUUGGGAUGGGCAUGCUUUCCUUGCACCCAGUCACUCCCUCUGAGUCUUCUUUUGUUGGUUUCCGCUGCAUGAUUCCUUUCAUGGCGAUGGAGGAAAGAAGCUCUUCUUUUUAUUGGGUUCAAAAACACUUGGACAUUGGGUAGGAGUCCUGUCUCGCCGCCCAUGGUGCUGAAUUUAAAAAAAUGUACUUGAAUGCCCUCAGUGACAUGAGAGCUAUGACUUGGCAUGUGUUGUCAAUCUUGCGCUAGAAACAGUUCCAAAACGUUGCUCUUACGACAUCUGCUCAAGCCACUGUAACACCUGUGCCAAGACCUGGCCCCGUGUACUGGGCCCACAUAUUGGACUUGGACUGAACCAGUGGUCGGGUGGGAAAAGGGGCGUGUAAAUGUAGCGGUGAAAGCGAAGUUUGUUUGCUUUGUUUUUCUUUUUAUGUUGAGGAAGACAUGGUGAGCUAGUAGGGUCACUUGGACUGUUGGCCCCAGAUCUCUUAACUUUGCACUGAUGUGCACUGGACACAUUCGAUUCACUACUCUACAACCAAUGUUACCAAAUACGCCGACAACCAACCCUUGUAUCUGUCCUAUCAGCGCACUUAUUCACAAUGAUUAUGCUGCAAUGAUUUACACCCCCUUCCAACCUUUGCCAAAUUUACAUUCAAUGACUGAAUUGACCUGCAACAUUGGAAGCGGUUUGCGAAAUUUAACCAGGCCACCAAAAAGUUUUUAUUUCGAUAUUUUCUUUCUCUUUUUUUAAAUCCAUGCAACAUUCAGUUUUCAAUGAUUGACGUAAUUGUCACCCAUUUGAAAAAAGAGAAAAAAGAAAAAAACAAUACGUGAACUUGUGCUUCUAAAUAAUGUUGUACGGUAUUCUACUUGAUAAUUUAGCAUGGGAAUCUUCAGUAGCUAGUACUGUGUGUGUACUCCCCAAGUGUAAAAUCUCUCUCUUUUGUUUUCCUAGUCACAGUAGGAAGGCUGUAUUUCAUUGCUAAGUGCUCUGUCAUAGAUCUCUUGGUGAUAUUCUUAAGCAAAACUCUGCAGAAGUGUAUCCUACUGAAACUAACAGUUACUUGAUCCUAUUAGACAUGUCUAUAUUUGUAGUUCAUAUAUACGCCUGUUCAAAUACAAUAUCUUGACAGUUGUUCUAUUUAUGUUUCAGUGUUGUGCUGGGUUUUUUUGACAUGCUUAUAACAUUUACUUUCACUUUUCUUUCUUUCUUUUGUUUCGGCACAACUUCUUGGAGAAUAGCAAGGUUUCAUUGAGCCUUGCUAAUGUCCAGAUGUGAAGUAGGCUUAAAAGCAGUUGUGAUUUGAUCUUCAAAAUGUGUCUGUUUGUGUUAUUGUGCCUCUUAUUAUUUGAUUUCGAUUUUUGUAUUACCUUUAAUUAUGUCACUGCAUUGGAUCAGCCCGGAGUUGGUACCACAAUUCUGCUUGUAACCAUGAUAGUCUAAUUCUAUUAUUGAUUUUACUAUCAGAAAUAAACAUUAGAACGUACAGUACUUUAUCUGUGUGUUUUUAUCAGAACACCUUAAAAAUUACGAUUCUGUCAUUUACAAAAGAGUGAACACAAGAAGCACAAGAACUCUGAGUUAAGUCACAAAAUUAAUACUGAGCAGGCAGUAGAUUUACACACAUAAAUAUAUUUUUGAGAAAAGAAACUGUACAGUAUGCUGGACCCAGUGCCCAACUAUGCCAUUCUGUUCUUCCCUUCCUCCUAUUCUUUCACUCUUCCUCACUCUGUUCUUGGUUGCCUUUCAGUUCCAGCAACAGUCAUGCAUUUCUUAGUCAGCAUGAAACGACAAACUUUCACCUACCAUCCCAUCUAAUAGUUGUGCGCUUAUGGUUUCCAUCACAGUACUGUGUGAAUGUUUCUAACAUAUUUUCUUAUAGUUUAAUGAAUGAAUCCACACUGUAUGCUUGGAGCCCACAAAUAUAAUAAUUAUGACCAACCAGCUGAAAAAAAUGUCUAAAAACCUUAUAGAUUUAAGUUAAAUAAAAUAUAUAGCAUUUUACCUUUAUUUUUUCCAUGAGCAUUACCUCACCACCCCACUGUUAGUGUGACCGGUAGUAACACAUUAAAGACAUUUUCUUUUUUCAUUUUAGCUAAGAUGUUAGAGAUACUUCAGAUGCAUAAAGCACAAGCAUAUCUACUAACUUUUACUACUUUCAUGAAAAACAUAUAUUUUGAACUGAAACUGAGCAACACCACAGACACCAUAAUAUGUGACAAAGUUAUGCAGAUAUUUAACAAAAAUUGUAAGUGUUGUCAGACCCAACCUUGCUUUCAAGAUUUUUUUUUUUUUUUUUUUUUUAAUAUAUUGAUUCAUGGACAAAAUAAUUGUAUUAUUUAUUAUGAUAAAAAAGAUAAAUACUUUGAGUGGUUAUAGGUUAUUUAUUUAAAUGUAUGUAGUUAAAUUAGGCUAUCAUUGUACUCAGUGACAUGACUCAUUAUCUUGGUUUUUUUUCCACAAUGUGUUAUAUUAAAGGAAUAUUCCGUGUUCAUUACAAGUUAAGCUCAAUCAGCAGCAUUUGUAGCAUAAUGUUGAUUUCCGUAAAAAAAAAAAAAAUCAUUUGACUACUGGGAUUACAGUCAGGCACUUACAAUGGAACUGAAUGGGGGCCAAUUUUUUUUAACAUUAAAAUAUUCACUAUUUCAAAAGUAUAGCCACAAGACGUAAACAAUAUGUGUAUAAACGUUAUUUUAGUGUGAUAAAACCACUUACUAACCUUUUCUGUGUAAAAUGAUAUCCAAUUUGACAACUUCGUUGCCAUGACGAUGUAAUGUCAACAAACCCUAAAACCCUAUAAUGACUUUAAAAUGAUGAUAUAAACAACUUUGUAGCUCAAAUAAUAACAAAGUUUUAACAGGAGAAUUAAUGUAAGUGCCUUUAUAAAAUUGUAAGCUUCACGUUUCUGUAUUUUAAACCUUCCCAAAAUUGGCCACAUUCACUUUCAUUAUAAGUACUUCAAUCAAAUACUGUGAUGCAAUGAAAUGUUUCUGAAAUUGAUUUCAUGAGACACCCAGCACUUCACUCUUCAGGCCACUGCAUCGCGCGCAGAACCAGCCUGAUCUCGUGAAAUUUACCUGACUAUGCCCACUAAUUUUGAAAGACUUAACGCGUUAUGAAAAGGCAGUUAGGGUUGGACCUUCUGACUUUCCGUAUAACAACAAACAUGGCGUCCUCCGCUGAUGUACACGUCCGAAUAUGUAGCCAAGAAAUUAUUAAAUACGAUUUAGAAAUCAAAGCUCUUAUUCAGGACAUCAGAGAAUGUUCUGGGCCGCAGACAGUGCUGAUGGAUCUGAAUGCCACGGUGAAGGAAAAGUUCAGUCAGUUAAGACAGAGAAUACAGGACAUGGAGCAGAUGGCUAAAGAACAAGACAGAGAGACCGACAAGCAAGCUAUCUUGAGUGAAACUGAAGGCCAUCGGAAGCAGAUGUUAAGUAACCAGAUGGCGUGGAGAAAGGCCAAUCUGGCCUGCAAGCUGGCCAUUGAUAACCUGGAGAAAGAUGAACUGCUUCAGGGGGGUGACUCUGUGAGACAGCGGAAAGCCACUAAGGAGAGUCUGGUGCAGACUUCCAGUGACAUCACAGAGAGUCUGAUGGGCAUCAGUCGUAUGAUGGCACAGCAGGUGCAGCAGAGUAAAGAGACCAUCGGCACUUUAGCUACAUCUUCAAGGACUGUGCAAGAGACGAAUGAAGAGUUUAAGUCUAUGACGGGCACCAUCCAUUUGGGGAGAAAGCUCAUCCUAAAAUACAAUCGGCGCGAACUAACCGACAAACUGCUGAUCUUUUUAGCUCUCGCUCUGUUUCUGGCGACUGUGCUCUAUAUCCUGAAAAAGAGACUCUUUCCCUUUAUUUAGUGGAAAAGGAAACUCAACCCACUGCUUUCCGUAACUCACUCAUGAAGGUUUCAACCCAAUUUGACCCCACAUUUAUCACAGCAGACCUGGCAUGAACUUCAAAAUAACUUCGGUGGAUGAAGAAUUCCCUGCCAAGAGGAAAGAAGCACAUUUGUGCACUGAUGGUAGUGAGGUUCAGUGAAUAGAAGGAUGCAUAUAACAACAUAUAUUGCAACUGUGUAUGUUGGACUGGAGUUGCUGAGCAAAUUAUAUCUAUUACAUACAAAAUCUAUUUAAGUAUUCAGUCCAUAUUAACUGGCUUGAAAAUUCUCUAGGACAAUAAGACAGGACAUUAAAGUGCAGAAAUUAGAAUGAGAUUUUCAAGAGGAAAUAAGUGCAGAUACGGCAGCAUUUUAAUUUCCAAUAUUAGUAUUAACAAUUACGUUUCCAUUUCAGUUGCAUAUUUUUAUCUUUUGUGAAAAUAUUGUAAUAACAGUAAUCAACUUUGUUGUUUGGUUAAGUGUAGAAUGUUUUGAUCUCAGGUUAAUUCUGUAAUAUUCCAGACCCCGAUGGGUAACCUCUGCAUAAACUUCAGAAAAACCUUGCUGCAAGACGUCUGUGCCUUAUGAACUUCAAGAUGCUGCCACUUCUUUUAAUAGUUGCUUAAAUACUUAAUGUCCUGUAUAUAGCUCAUUAGAAUUGAAAGAAAAUGAAUUUUUAAGUUUUAGGCUCAUUUUAUAUAUUUAAAGCAUUCAUCGAAAUUUGUCAAGAACAUGUCCAGGUCACAUUUCACAUAAAAAAAUAAAUAAAAAAAAACAACAACUAUUUUUCAUUAUUGUAUUGCAGAAAGAAAAAAAAAAAAGAUAAAUAAAACAUUAUAUAUAUUAAUUGUAAAUAAUGUAGUUUUUGUUGCGCUUGU